AUGGAUUCCGUUCUCCUCACCGCCUCGUCUCCGCGAGCCCUUCACCCCGUACUCACGACGGACGAGGUGACCCUCAAGCCGCACCAACUGGCGAUGAUACGGAGAUGCGGCGAGAUUGAGGAGACCUCCGACGUCCUGGUGAUGAACGACAAGCCGGGCUCGGGGAAGACGUAUGCGAUCCUGGGAUACCUACUGGCUCGGAAGCAGGCGCUCGGCGGGAAGAUCGAAGCCACCAUCAUAUUCGUGCCGCACCACAUUCUCACGCAGUGGAACGAGAGCAUCCGCGACUUCAUCGGAAACUCGCUGAGCGUGUAUCAGCUGGCCUAUGGUGACGUCGACGACAUCUGCGAGAUCUCCCAGCAGCGCGACAUCAUCCUCGCGCCGAGCAUCCUCUGCUCCAGCGUGGCCAGAGCUCUGAAGAGCGCGCACGCCUCCGUGCCUCGCGUGGUUCUGGACGAAGCCUUGGCACUGCACGUGAUGUACGCCUUCGUCCCGGCUGAGAAGACCUGGUUCGUCUCGGGAGAUUGCGACCUGGUCGAGCAUUUCCCCCCGAUGCCGAAGAACUGGCGGGGGAACAGGUUUAAGGUCGUCUGUCAGUGCGACGACCGCUUCGUAGCUUCGAGCUUCGACCUGGAAGAGCCUCUCGUCGUGGAAAAGCACUGCGCGUCCCUGCUCCUGGAAAGGGUGCUGAUUCCCGCGGUGGGAGCGUCGGAGGGUGCCCGAGAACGCCUCAACGCGCUCGACUUCUUCCACAAGAGCGCCCCGACCGUCAUCGACGAGAAGGAGCUCAUCAUCGCGUUGCUCGAGUACACCAGGCAAUCGCGCGAGGCGAACUCCGACAGGAUCGAGCUCUGCAAGAGCGCCCUGGAGCGGCACACGACGGAGAGCUUCGGAAACGAGGGCACCCAGCGCGAGGUCUACGAGAAUGAGAUACGGGAGUGCGUCGACAAGUUGGGAGCCGCCGGGUCUCUGAUCCGCACCAUCAUGGAGCGCGCAGCGGAGUGCGGCCUCUGCGUCGCCUGCUUCGACGGCCCGAUCUCGCGGCGGCUGGUCGCUCCCUGCGACCAUGCGUUUUGCGAAGCCUGCGGUGCGAAGCCGCCGUCCGAGUGUCCGGUCUGCGGGGCGAGGAUUUCGGGCAGCCUGCGGACGGCAGAGCUGGAAGCACCCCGGAAGGAGGCGGAAGAGGGGCCGAACAAGCUGGAUUGCUUGCUGGAGAUCGUGGAGAAGUCCGGUCCGGCGGCAAAGAUCCUCCUCUUUUCCAAGCACGUCAGGAUCUACCGUAAGAUCCAGGCCGAAUUCCGCUCGCGCGGCGUGCCCUAUGCGGAUCUGGAGGGAGGGUCUCAUGCGGUCAUCGACGGCGUGGUGCGCGACUUCAAGCGAGGGAAGGUCAAGGUUCUGAUGGUGGACUCGUCGCUCUUCGCGUGUGGCCUGAACAUCGAAACCACGACCGACGUGAUCAUGCUGCACAAGAUGGACGAGCACACCGAGAGACAGGUCGUCGGACGAGCGCAGAGACCCGGCCGCACGUGCCGACUCACGUCCGGACCCCACCACUAUAAGAAAGCAGAAGUAGUCCCCCAAGCUUUCAUAAUGAGGAUGGACUCUGAAAAGCUUCGCGCUUUCGUCUCGGCGCGGUGCGACGCCGGCGAGGGGUUGCUCGUCGCGCGCCGCGAGCUCAGGGACGCGUUUCAGGCCUGGCAGGGAGGGGAGCCCGUUCCCAGGGGGUUUCCUGAUGCCCUAAAGGCAGCGGGCUACGCUCUCGCGACCAGGGCGUACGGGCCGAACCGAAAGAGCACCGGCGUCUACGUCGGCUUAGGUUUGCGUCCGGUGGAAGCCACUGGUGAAGUUGUAAUUGAGACACCGUCGCGAGAGAAUGCCGGUGCAGUUGUCAGCACCCAACCGAGGGACCUGGUUCUUGACAACGAUCUUUUCGGAGAGUUCCGAGGCGCUCGCAUCAGAAAGACGGCUGAAGUGCCACCCAAGAUCAGCAUCAUCGACCUGAUUGCUGCUGUGACGGGGGUCUAUAAUCCUGGACAGAUUUGGAGCAAGCUCUCCGAACGUUUCAUUGAGGAGAACAUCCGCAUCGAUAAUGAUUCCACUAGAUUCCCAGGACAGGGACAAACUGGUACGCCUAUCACUGAUGCGAAGGGCGUAGUCAUCAUCAUUAACCAGCUCAGUGGGCCUCGCGCCGCCAAGUUCCGUCAGAAGUUUGCCGACACCCUGGUUCGCUACCUGGGCGGUGACGAGACGCUGAUCGGCGAGAUCCGCAGCAUCAGGGAUGCGCAGGAGCGCCUUGCGGAGGACCACCCGCUCAGGAUCUUUGCUCAGACGGUGGAGGCUGAGCGCGGAACCGAGCCCGCCGACCCCGACUGCGACGUGCUGCGCGCAAUCAAGCGCCAGAAGCUGCAGAACGAGCUGGAUGAGGAAAUGGAAAGGGGAAAGAAAAACGUGCGCGCCAUCAAGCUGCAGGAUUGCAGGGAGACCGCUCAGGCGAAAGGCGAGAUUAUUGACAUCCUCUUCGCGGGGAGCGCAUCAGGGCUGCCGACGCCCCCCGCGCUGCUGGGGAUGCUCAACGCCGCCAGGCAUAAUUUCGCGUCGCAGGCUAUCGCGCAGCUGAGCGCCUUGACCGGCGACGUCGCUUCCGCCUCCCAGGGCGGCCCUCCGGCUCUGCCUGCUCCCGCUGCGCCCGCGGCGACGGCACAGCGAGUGACGGUGCUGGAGAUCGGGAGGGACGUUCUGCGCCUCAGAUCCGACCGUCUGGUCUCGAGCCACCUGUCCAAGGUCGGUCUCGCCGUGGGAAAGCGCUGGAUGAACAUCCCCGGAAACGGGAGUCUCGACCAGGACGGUCAGAACCGCUGGGAGCGCACGUACAAGGAGGAUGCGAUCGUGCACAAGGAGGCGGUUCAUGCGAUCACGCCGGACAUGCUGGCGCGCCAUCGCAUCAGGUUCUCGCAGGCGUACUUGGGAACGAACGAGGUCGGGGCGGGACAGACUUUCAACGUCUAG
Molecule: messenger RNA, 3006 nt
Organism: Klebsormidium nitens
Lineage: Eukaryota; Viridiplantae; Streptophyta; Klebsormidiophyceae; Klebsormidiales; Klebsormidiaceae
Source: the annotation of a GenBank genome assembly